CAAUACCAUGACCAUGAGCACUUUCUUAUUUUGGGGUCACUGUUGCUUUCAUGUUCCACAUCUUGUCUAGUUCUCUCUCAGCCCUUGGUAUUUCCCUAGCUCCUUUUGUUCCUCCUUUUUGAUGUUGCUAUCUCUGGUCAGUUUACAUAUAUCAUUACGGCCUGUAGAGGUUGUUCCUCUGCUGCCAUGAUUAGCGUGUCUGUGCUGUCUUUCAGUUCAGCUUUCUCGUGCCAUUCGUAGGAUUUCUCGAAUGGUGACGCAAUGCAGGGGCCUGUCCACCCAUGAUGGUUCCACUUCCUGUUCCUUAUUUUUCCAGGUUUCUGCUGUUUGAAGUAUUCACUAAACGCAUGAUCAGUUGUGGCCAUCUUCCUGAUACACUCACAGAUCUUUGUUGUUUCAUCCUGGAUAAUGGUUCUGACACUCACUAGUCCUCGGCAAUCUUACUUCCGCUUUGCAUGCUGUCUCAGAGAAGGAGCUUCCUUGUCUUGAAGUCAGUGGGGACAGAGUCUUGGUAAAUCUCGCACUUGAUGGCAACUUGUACUGUGGUUUAAAGUUGGCCUACAGUCUUGUUCGAAGUGUAAAAGUGGACGACCGGUCGAUUAGAACUUCCUUUUUUUUACACAAAGCGAUCGAGAAGAUUUUUUGAAGGUUCGGUUGUCUUCGAAAAAUGCUUACUAGAAGCUGCCUGAUUUUCCCAAUUCUAUUCUUCACCGGGAAAUCAUUAGCAUGUCAUCAGAUAAAUGCUUCUUGUGCCGACAUUAAAACCCUCGGUGGAUUCACGUUCAAACAUGGAUCACUUCCCGAGGGAAGUAAGAUUUAUGUCUACGACAACGGGACAAGUAUUGGCCAUGCUGAACUGCGGAAUCCACCCUCCAUUAGGUUGUCAUCUGAAGUUGUACACAUGGACAACAACUCAGUGACGACAGUGAAGUGCAGAGACAUCACAAUUCAAAGCAUAGUUCCUGAUGGAUUGAGGAAGGGAAAGCCUUUUGUCAAAGAACACUGCACCUAUUUCAAAAUUAUUGCUGAUGUCACAGCUCCAAUUAAGACCGAUCCCAACGAGUCACAGGCGUUGCCGACCCUCAUCUAUUACAUUUUGCCAGCCAUUCUAGGGAUAAUCAUAAUCAUAAUUGGGAUUGGUCUUCUUCUCCACAACUGGAAAGCACAUCUGGAGCAGCAGCACAGUGAAGCCAGUGUUUCUGGGUUUAUAAUGUACCUACUGACUUGCCUCCAAAAGACAGGAGAGGGACAAGAAACUAGAGCUCCCCCUGGACAGCGUAUAGAUAAUGAGCAAGGCACUGCACUUGAAUGUGUAGUUGUUCAAAGCACUGAGGCUGAUGUCAAUACUCCUCAAUCCCCCAGCGUGGACCGCAACUUGAGCACAGAGAGAAUUCAGCUAACUAAAAAUGGAGACAUCAGUACCCACAAUGUUAGCAGAAUCUCUCAUCACCGCUCUAUGAACAGGAACUUCAAGAAAGAACCAGGAGGGGUGAAUAGCGACAAAGGACAAAACAUUAGCGAACUGGACAUUGGAGGUGCUGCUGGUAAUCGUGCAGAACAUGAUGAGACUGAAGGACAACCACUGCUAACCAGUAAACGUUUUGACAUGACAGGUGAAGCCGGACCAUUGGCGAACAAGGCUGGCUUUGACCGAGACGGAGUCAGCAGGUGCUCAGCUGUACCGAACACUGACGUGGAGUCACAAGAAAUACAAGAAGUAGGAACAAGAAGUAACCAAUAGCAACAACAACAAUAUAAUAAUAAUGAUGAUAAGAAUAGUAAUAAUAAUAAUAAUAAUAAUAAUAAUAAUAAUAAUAAUGCAUAUACUAUUUAAAUAAUAAUUAUUAUAAGACAUUGUCACAAUGUAUGUUUGCUUGCAUUACCUUUGGGAUCAAGUCCAGCAUUUUGUUUAAAUGAUUACUUUCAACCUACAAUAUUUUUUGCAAAGUACAAACUUGCAAUAUAUUUUUAGCUGAAUAUUAGUUAAAAAUAACUAAUAUAAAUAAAUUAA
Haplochromis burtoni (Burton's mouthbrooder) is the source of this 2011-nucleotide messenger RNA. RefSeq lists its product as uncharacterized. The transcript has 15 exons. Lineage: Eukaryota; Metazoa; Chordata; Actinopteri; Cichliformes; Cichlidae. The coding region runs from base 668 to 1741 and encodes 357 amino acids. The record is from RefSeq and is a predicted model, not a curated record.